AUGCGCUUCUCAACUCUCGCCCUUACACUUCUCCCCUUGACCUUCGCCCUCCCCACGAAAGAGUCACACCAGGUGUCCGACCUCAAGCGCCGAGCAACCGACCAAUCAGCCCAAGUCCUCGAACAGAUCACGGCUCUCAAUUCUUCAGUAGCCCAGCUCACGACCGCCGUCAACAACUUCGAUGGCACAUUGCUCGGCCUCCUGCCCCAGUCUCUCGCCGUCAUCACUGCAGAGACGAAGCUAGAUGCCACGAUCUUGAAAACCACCGCCAUCACCAAGCAGAGCUCCAGCUUUACCCAGUCCGAGAGCCAAGCUAUUCUAGGCGCUUUAGCAGGGACGAUUACGCCGAUUCAAGACUCCCUAACCGCGUUGAAGAACAAGUACCCAUUGUUCAAGAAGACACUCGAAGCGCCCAUUGUGCUGCUCGACUUGAAAGUUCUGAAGGCACAUACGGACGACCUCAUCGCGGCGCUUGGAGAGAAGUUCGACGCGGACACCGCGGGCUAUCUCGGUCUAGGGCAGAGUGUAAUCGACCAGGCUUUCGAUGAUGCGAUUGCGGUCUAUCAAGGUUCUUAAGGGCAGAUCGUUAGCGUGAUUGCGACUGGCAGAGUGGCAAACUCACCAGCGCUGCUUGCGGAGAAGUAGAAUUUACAGGACACAAUCCUUUAUG
Molecule: messenger RNA, 670 nt
Organism: Trematosphaeria pertusa
Lineage: Eukaryota; Fungi; Ascomycota; Dothideomycetes; Pleosporales; Trematosphaeriaceae
Exons: 2
Coding region: 1-576 (191 amino acids)
Cellular component (GO): extracellular region
Source: RefSeq, a predicted model, not a curated record